AUGGCGUCAGUAGAUGGUUGGAAGCAGUACUUCACUGCUGAGGGCAACGCCUACUACUACAAUGAAGUGUCGGGAGAGACAUCUUGGGACCCUCCCAGCUCUUUGCAGAGCCAUGAUUACAACGCUGAGUUCGUGUGGAUUCCCCACCCUGUCCAUGGCUACAUCACAGGCAAGUUCAUUCAAGAGGACUACGGUGGCACCUCCUACUGCCAGACCGAAGAGGGCGAGCUGGCCAAGGUCGCCAAGUCUGUACUGGACAAGAGUGUGGACGAUCUCGUGCAAAUGGACGACAUUAACGAGGCUAUGAUCGUCCACAACUUGAGGAAGAGGUUCAAGAACGAUCAAAUCUAUACCAACAUUGGUACGAUCUUGAUCUCUGUGAAUCCCUUCAAGCGUCUGCCGCUGUACACCCCCACGGUGAUGGACCAGUACAUGCACAAGGGUACCAAGGAAAUGCCUCCGCACACCUACAACAUCGCCGAUGACGCCUACAGGGCCAUGAUCGACAAUCGUAUGAAUCAGUCCAUCUUGAUCUCCGGCGAGUCUGGCGCUGGUAAGACCGAGUGCACCAAGCAGUGCUUGACCUACUUCGCCGAGUUGGCUGGCUCGACCAAUGGAGUGGAACAGAACAUUCUGCUCGCCAAUCCCAUUCUCGAAUCGUUCGGUAACGCCAAAACGCUGCGCAACAACAACUCCUCGCGUUUCGGUAAGUGGGUGGAGAUCCACUUCGAUCAGAAGGGCUCCAUCUGCGGUGCCUCGACGAUCAACUAUCUGCUCGAGAAGUCGCGCGUCGUGUACCAGAUCAAGGGCGAGCGUAACUUCCACAUCUUCUACCAGCUGGUCAAGGGCGCCACCGCGGAGCAGAGGCGGAGGUGGUUCGUCUCCGGCCCGCCCGAAUCCUUCAAGUUCCUCAGCCAGUCGGGCUGCAUUGACGUCGAGGGAGUCGACGACGUCAAGGAAUUCGAGGAAGUGUUCUUUGCCAUGGGCAAGCUCGGGUUCUCGGAAGACGACAUCAACAACUGCAUGGAGCUGAUCUCGGCCAUCUUGCACUUGGGCAACUUCGAGUUCGUGUCGGGCCAGGGCAAGAACGUGGAGACCUCCACCGUGGCCAACAGGGAGGAGGUGAAGAUCGUCGCGACGCUGCUCAAGAACGUGACCAGCAAGCUGAUGGAGAUCAAGGGCUGCGAUCCCACCCGCAUUCCUCUCACGCCCGUCCAGGCCACCGACGCGACCAACGCCCUGGCCAAGGCCAUCUAUUCCAAGCUGUUCGAUUGGCUCGUGAAGAAGAUUAACGAGUCGAUGGAGCCGCAAAAGGGCGCCAAGACCACCACCAUCGGUGUGCUCGACAUCUUCGGUUUCGAGAUCUUCGACAAGAACAGCUUCGAGCAGCUCUGCAUCAACUUCACCAACGAGAAGCUGCAGCAGCACUUCAACCAGUACACGUUCAAGCUCGAGGAGAAGCUGUACCAGUCCGAGGAGGUCAAAUACGAGCACAUCACCUUCAUCGACAACCAGCCGGUGCUGGACCUGAUCGAGAAGAAGCAGCCGCAGGGCCUCAUGCUCGUCCUCGAUGAGCAGAUCUCCAUCCCCAAGUCCAGCGACGCCACCUUCUUCAUCAAGGCCAACCAGACCCACGGCGGCAAGAAGCACGCCAACUACGAGGAGGUGAGGACCAGCAGGACCGACUUCAUCAUCAAGCACUACGCCGGUGACGUCAUCUACGACUCCACAGGCAUGCUCGAGAAGAACAAGGACACCCUGCAGAAGGAUCUGCUGGUCCUUUCGGAGAGCAGCAAGCAGAAGCUGAUGAACGUCCUCUUCCCGCCCUCGGAGGGCGACCAGAAGACCUCCAAGGUGACCCUCGGUGGUCAGUUCAGGAAGCAACUCGACAGCCUCAUGACCGCCCUCAACGCCACCGAGCCCCACUACAUCAGGUGCAUCAAGCCCAACUCGGAGAAGCAGGCCGAUCUCUUCCACGGCUUCAUGUCGCUGCAGCAGCUCCGCUACGCCGGUGUGUUCGAGGCCGUCCGCAUCCGUCAGACCGGUUACCCGUUCCGCUACUCGCACGAGAACUUCCUCAAGCGGUAUGGUUUCCUCGUCAAGGACAUCCACAAGAGAUACGGCCCCAACCUGAAGCAGAACUGCGACCUCCUCCUCAAGAGCAUGAAGGGCGACUGGUCCAAGGUUCAGGUGGGUAAGACGAGGGUGCUGUACAGAGCGCCGGAGCAGCGGGGUCUCGAGCUGCAGCGCAACAUUGCGGUGGAGCGAGUCACCAUCCAGAUUCAGGCCGGCGUGCGGCGGAUGUUCGCCAGGCGCCUUUACAAGAGGAUGCGCGCCAUCAAGCCGGUGCUGCUCAACGCCAUCAAGUCGCGCUCGCUCAGCGUGCUGGAGCAGGCCAUCGAUGCCGCCAAGGACAUCGAGUUCGACAUGAAGCUCAUCCGCGACUGCAAGGAGCUCAGGAGCGUCAUCUUGAAGGAGAUGGAAAUCACCAAGAAGCUCACUGACUACAUCGGAGCCCCGCCCAACCACAAGACCUACCUGCAAGUGGAGCCGCUCUACGCCCAGCUGUGCGCGGUGCUCACCGAAGCCGAGAGCAUCAACUACUCGACCCCGCUCGUGGAGACCGGUCAGCAGAUCAAGUACAUGAUCGCCCAGCGCGUUGAGACCAGGGAGCAGCUCAAGCAGGCCGUGGAUGGCGCCGUGCGCGUCGACCUCGAGGCGGCGAUCGCGAGGGCCGAGCAGAUCGGACUCGAGGAGAGCGAGCCGACGCUGGCGGCCGGCCGGCAGGAGCUGCAGCGUAUCUACAGAGAGGAGGAGCUGGUGGCGGAGCUCCUCAACGCGCUGGCCGUCGGCAUGGCCAUGCGCACGAGCGAGACGACGUGGGACCACGCCGCGAUCGACGCCCACACGCUCGGGUCGGCCAUCUACGCCGCCGAGUCCUUCGGCUUCCGCACCGAGCAGGGCCGGCUCACCCUUGACGAGGCCAAGGUCAUCGUCGAGGUGCGACAGCACCUGGCCGCCGACGACUACGAGUCGCUGUCCAUGACCCUGAAGAAGGCCACCACCACCCUCAACAAGAACAGCAUGUCCCAGUCGACCAAGACCGAGAUCGACGAGGCCUACGAGGAGCUGUCGCACAACACGGCCGUGAACGACCUGAUCGAGAAGGUGGUGCAGGCCAUCCAGGACCACGACCAGGAGAUGCUCGACUACGGCGUCCAGCAGGCUGACUCCCUGCGCAUCACCGACCGACCAGAGAUGAUGCAGGCUGCCGAGCUGUUGAACAGGAUCGUCAACGCGCGCGCCCUGCUGCGCGAGGGUAUCACCAACGUCGACCAGGCCCAGCUGGAGACGGCCCUCGCCGACGCCGCCUCCUUCGCCUACACCCGCGAGGAGGUGCCCACCGCCCAGCAGCUUCUGGACCGCAUCUACGUCAUCAACCACGACGCCGAUGUCGGUCUCUACUACAUGGAGAAGGAGCCCCUCGAGCGCGCCUGGGCGGGCGCGCAAGAGAUCAACCUCAAGACCGCGCAGAUCGACGAGGUCAGGAACGUUCUGGCCAACGACGAGCAGAAGUUCAUCCAGGAGCAGCUCAAGACUGCCAACAGGCUGGGCGAUCAGGCCAGGGCCAUUCGACUCAACAUCAAGCUCAAGGAGAUCUUCUUCGGCCAGUUCGGCAAGAUGUUCGUCUUCGAGCAGUUCGGCGGCCUGCGCAAGCCCGAGGACUUUGCCAAGGCCAAGCUCCUGGGCAGGGAGGCCCUCAAGCUGGGCAUGUUCAAGUGGACCAAGAGCCCGAUCCCCACCUCGCUCACCACCCUGGACCAGCUCGCCGUCAAGAGCGCCACCCGCCUCUUCAAGAACGUGCUCGGCUUCAUGGGCGACAGGCCGCUGCCGUACCCGAAUGCGCUGGCGCAGGACCUGCUGGAGCAGUGCCUGGCGGCGCCGGAGCUCAGGAACGAGGUGUACUGCCAGAUCAUCAAGCAGCUGACCGAGAACCCGUCGCCGCAGUCGGUGACCAAGGGCUGGCAGCUCAUGCGGUGCUGCCUUCAGACCUUCCCGCCGUCGGAGGAGUUCGCCAACUACCUCGAGAUGUUCCUCGCCGCCAAGGGCAAGGACGACAAGUACAUCGAGUAUGGCGACAAGCGCACGUCGGCGCCUAAUGUGGAGCAGAUCCUCGCCGCCAAGCAAUAUGUGACUCGGAUCGACCUCAACCAGUCGACCCAGGUCGACACGUCGGUGGUGCCGCAGGGCUUCGUGCCCGAGAAGCUGAUCGCCGACGACACGGAGGGCGUGAUCCGUGCGGGUUCCCGUCCGGCGCAGGCGCGCGCUCAGCCCGGCCAGCAGGCUCAGCCCGCCGGUGCGGCCCGGCAACAGGCCGCCGCGCCCGUGCAGGCCGCUGCGGCUACCGCCUCCUACGACUACGGCCAGCAGCAGCAACAGCAGCAGCAGGGCUACGACCAGCAGCAGCAGGCCUAUGGCGGCGGCGCCGACUACGGCCAGCAGCAGCAGCAGCAGGACCUGCCGGCCGAGCCGACCGAAGAGUACAAGCAGGUGGAGGUCGUGUACGACUACGAUGGCGGCGGAGACGCCCAGCGGUUGGUGCUGGUGAAGGGCGCCAUCAUCACCGUCAUCAAGGAGUACGAGGGCUGGGCCUAUGGUUCGACGGAUGACGGCCAGGUGGGCCUCUACCCGAUCAACUACACCCGACCCAUCUAA
This is a messenger RNA of Acanthamoeba castellanii str. Neff, 4716 nucleotides long. RefSeq names its product myosin1, putative. Gene Ontology annotation, biological process: vesicle transport along actin filament; actin filament organization. The transcript is spliced from 21 exons. The record is from RefSeq and is a predicted model, not a curated record. Bases 1 to 4716 code for a protein of 1571 amino acids. Lineage: Eukaryota; Discosea; Longamoebia; Acanthamoebidae. Gene Ontology annotation, molecular function: microfilament motor activity; actin filament binding; ATP binding. Gene Ontology annotation, cellular component: vesicle; cytoplasm; actin cytoskeleton.